Messenger RNA from Ectocarpus sp. CCAP 1310/34, 2551 nucleotides. The record is from the annotation of a GenBank genome assembly. NCBI's taxonomy places the organism in Eukaryota, Phaeophyceae, Ectocarpales, Ectocarpaceae.
AUGAGUAAGACGGGGGGCUCGGGCGAAAAGCAGGACCUCAGCAGGAGCAUGGAGCAAGUUUUGGGAGGAGAGCAGAAGGACUUCAAGGAGGUUGAUUCUAGUCUGGUGCUGUUGAUGCAGCGCCACGGGGGGGCCUGUCUCAUGCUUCCUAAGUACCACUGCGAGUGUAACCCCAUCGAGCUUGUUUGGGGCCGAGCGAAGGACUGGACUCGAAAGAACUGCAAAUAUUCGUUGGAAUGCUUGCGCAAGAACGUGCCGCUGAGUUUUAGACCAGAGAAGGAUAGACAGGCUGUUUCGGUAGUCCAGGGCUACUGCAAGAAGGGGUACAUACACGCCCUCAUGUACCGCGAGACGCGUGUGCAAGGGCCUGAGGGCAAGAAGACGUACAAGAAGUACAAGUCGCACAGGCGCCCGACCCCGAAGGAAUGGAGGCCGUAGAGUCGAUGGCGCAUUCUUGUUCAUUGAGCUGUAUUUGUUCAGUUUUUUUCCGUGUGUCUGGUGGGAAUGUUGUACAAAAAUGGAACAUUUUUGUUGAAAACGGCCAAUUUUUGUGUUGUAUGUACGCUAUAGGUGCGGUAGAGGCAUUUGCCUAGUGUUUGAGGGCGUUCCUGUGCACGUAUGGGUGGUUUGGUGCGAAAAAAAAAAAAAGGAUUAGCAAGAUAUAUGCUCUAUUAUAGUGUCAAUUUCGUGGGUUCGAGACCCGCCGCGAGCAUCUUUUUUUCUUUGUUUUUUUCUCUUUUUUUCCGUUUUUUUUUUGGCGACUCGCUACUCUUUUGCGCCUUGCCGCGGGCGUUCCGAAGCUGUUUUUCUUUUUCUUUUACUCGCUCUCAGUCAAAAGUUAUGGAGGGACAACCAAAAUCGGGUCCUUGAAAAUUACCACUUAAGCAUCCAAAAUUAGACUACACCAGAUCACAAUCAAUCGGUUGUUUGCGAGUAUUGUGACUUGCAGGAAAUUGCCCUUCCUCCAGGAAAGUCUCUUGCGCAACCUGGCUGCUCCAUUUUCGUUUCCUCCUCCGCCGCCACUUUCGUAUCACAACUUAUCGACGUCUCCCGUCGGCUCUGCAAUUUGGUCCAGAUGAAGUUUGUGGUCCAAAAUGAAGCCCUUUCUCCUCGCGGGAGCCUCCAUGUGACAAGAACCCCUCUAAACGCCAAACUCGAUUAGCGAGAAUUAAUUCCGAGACGAUCGAGUUUGAGAUGUAAAAAUAUCGUGCCUUUCUCUCUUGCUCGAUUUGAUGAUGGCCACCCUGCAGUUUUUCGGGACGGCACAUCGGGGCAUUGUAAAACCCGGUUCAGAAGACGUCCCGUGGAACAACUGCGGGUAUGAGGGGGGAUUACAGCAGCAGCAACAGUACUGCUGUCGUCACCUCGAACGGUGUUCUACAACGUCGUUGCCAAGCGACGAAAACUCCUAUUCUAAGGUACUUCUUCCGACAGGUGGAGGACGUACAUGACAUAGACUACAUGUACACGUAUCCACCGCUGUAUGCACAGCAGACAGCCGUAACCCCCCCCACCCAUUGAAUCAUGUAGAAGCUGCGACACGAAGCCAGAAGGUGGUGCAACAUUCUGUGUGCACGCACGCACCGAAAGCCAUCCAAAUGUGCACAACGACCCAUACAGAGUUAAAUGCUGCAGAUGCAUGUUUGCUUGCCGAGGUAACACCAAACACACCUUUCUUUCGCGGUGUGGUACUGUAGUCUAGUAGACUCUUCGCACGUAGUGUUGCCAUCGUGCAGCAGUAGAACACAGCAGUAAACGCAUGGCGUUCAAAAUGUUAAGGUUGUGGCCCAAUUUAUUUUCGCUGCGUACACAUCACUAAUCGGUGCAGACGUGGACCGGCAACUAUGUCUGGGGGCGCAUCCAACACUUGCGUUCUGUGUUUCUACACGACGCACUGUCCCCUCCUCCACCGUUGACAAGAACACGUUUGGGUAACGGGCGUUUACGGUGGAUUAGUUAUUCGGUUGCGAAUCUGUCUGUUGGGGUGAAGGGCCACUUCCGCAAACGCUCUUCGUCGCGAUUAUCGUGAGAAGCGGUUUGCAGGUACGUGCGUGCGCAUGGCUGACGAUAAGGCUGACGAUAACCGUCCUUCACAACAGCUUCCUCUUGGGGCUCGACGGUUCUACCCAUUUUUCAAGCCAAGUCGAAGUCAUGUGCGUGCGUGGUUGUCGAAUUUCGCUGUUCAUCUCUGUCUGUUGUGCAUAUUCAUUUGGAAACUGGCACGCGAAAUUAGGCGCUACAACACGCGCCCCGCCGUCGCGGGAGUUUUACGCAAAGCUGCACACACAUUCGACCACUUGCUCCCUGCCAUUCACGGACCACAGCGUCGUAUUUGACUCCGACAACGUGCGACGAAGAAAUUCAAAGGCCCAAGUUACCUAACCCUAAGACGAGUCAAACCACUUGAGCUACGAGUCGAACCACUUGAGCUACGACAGGUCGAUGGAGCGUUGGGAUUGAUUUAGCAUAGCGCAUGACCCGGCCCCCGCCCCCGCUGCUUGGUCGCGGCCGGAAGCGUCUUGCGAGCCGUAGCGCUGAACCGCGAGCCCCC